GCGUCAGUCCGGGGGCAGAAGCGGGUGCGGAGGCGGGGGUCCAGAAUCGCCGCGCGGGGCUUAGGCCGUCCCGGGCCGCUUACGCGCGCGGAGGAACACGCGGUCCGCACCGCGCGGCAUUACGUCGCGCACCGUCGACCGCGACUGACGUACGCGCCGACCGACCGCUCGCUGCACCGCCGCUCAUCAUCGCGCCCGAUCGUCGGCACGAUCCGAAAGGGAAUGUCAACUGAUUAUGUAGGGAAAGUGCGCCGUUUGCCCAAGUGUAACGCCACAUAUAUUUAUAUCGAAUUCGAGGAAUCGUCGCCUGCGUCAUCCCAUUAGGCGGCAACCUGUAGGAAUAGAAAUUGCGACGGAUGACUUGGCUAGUGCCGAUGACGACAGUGCUUUUAAAGGGACACGUAGAAAUAUAAGAGGAAAAGGAAAUGUUUAUGUAGUGACGAGAGAAAUGCUGGUGGACUAUUUAAAACAGAUUAAAUGUUAAUGAACUGAUGACAGACAGUGACGAUGUACUUCGAAUUGCCGGUUGUCUCUACGAUCGCGCGUCGCGCAAGAAGAAGUGCAACGGUACAUCGCGAGGCUCACAAUCGGUUGAAGACAGCCGCCGCUCUCGAUCGUGGAUCAAGACCGGAACGCGAUUCUGCCGUGUUAAGCCUGUAAUGACACGAUCUCGCGACCGAUCAUGAAAAUCGACGCGAUCGAGAAGAAGAAGAAGGAAACGAUCGAUCGAUAUUACGUGCAGCCGUGAGACGACCUGGUAGCUGAGGCACCUGAGAUCAAGUCGCCUCCGUCUUCCGUAUAGCGGGGUAAGUGAAAAUCACGACGUCCCGGCCGGGGGUUGCGCACUUGGGCGACGACGAGGGGCGGCUACUGGCCGAUGGGAUGCAUCUACCGGUGGGUUCCGUGGGCUGCGGGGAGAAUUACGGCACCGUUGGAUCUCACGAAGGCGCCGGCCCGUGCGGUCCCUCCCUGGCGCCGCUGCAGGGUGUAAACAGCAGGUACCACCAAGUAGACGACGCCGACGCCGGAGGUGGAGGCGGCGAAAUGAGCGAGAGUGCCGCCGUCGGCGAACUAUGGUGGACCGAAAGGCUCGUCGGCGAGGCGCAGGCCGAGCAUCCCGGAGAACUGGUCAGGACAGGAUCGCCGUACUUUUUGUGCAGUCAGCUACCGACGCACUGGCGAUCCAACAAAACGCUUCCGGUGGCAUUUAAAGUGGUUGCCCUCGGCGAAGUUGGCGAUGGCACUCUGGUGACAGUUCGCGCUGGUAACGACGAGAACUGUUGCGCCGAACUGCGAAACUCCACCGCGUUGAUGAAAAAUCAAGUCGCCAAAUUUAACGACCUCAGAUUCGUCGGCAGGAGCGGCAGGGGAAAGAGCUUCAGCAUCACCAUCACCGUGUCGACGACGCCACCCCAAGUGGCGACCUACACGAGGGCGAUUAAGGUGACCGUCGAUGGACCGCGAGAGCCGCGAUCGAAAACGAGGCAGCAACAUCAGCAAUUUCGCGCACUCGGCCUAGGACAAAGACCUUUUCUCGAUGCGCCGACCUCGUUCAGAUCCCACCUGCGGGAACUCGAAUCCUUCGGGAGGAAUAAGCAUCACCAUCAUCACAGCAGCAGUCACUUACACGACCAGCAGACUGGCAACAACGUCACCACGAAUUCGGUUAGCGGUGCCUGCACCAACCCCAACAACACCGACCCGACCGCAUCACCGGCUUCCAGUACACACCUCGGGGCUACCGGCGGCUCUUCCGUUCAUCAGGAUUGCUACAAGCGCAGUCCUCAGCACGGCGACACGGGUAUAGGUACCACAGAGUGGACUUACCCGUCCACAGCACCGUCUUAUCCGGCUCCUCCAGUCAGCAGCAGCGGUUCCUACUCUCCUUUACCCGGCGGUGCAUUUUCAUAUCCGGGGGAAUCACUGUCGCAUCAUCCGACAACGGAGCCGGUGCCAUUACCAACCGUGCUCCCUUCGGAAACUUCGCAGGACACCUACACGCCGAAUUGCGUGUCCAUGUACUCGGGACACGGCACCUCGCCGACCACAUCCUUGCCCCUGGUGCCGACCAGACCCAGCGACCCUGACAUUUUUGCCGGCGGCGCCGGCACGGGUAGUGCGGGUAGCCCGGGUUACCAUUACAGUUCCUGGACACCUGGCCCGGCGACCCCGGUCCCAGUGGCUUCCCACAAUUACAACCCCAAUUAUCAAGGCUACUACAACAAUCCGGGUCAAAAUUACAUUACGGGUCCGACACCGAUGGUCCUCUACCCUCAACUCUACAGCACAGUCAAUCAAAAUCAAAUCCAUCUGCAUCUGCACGGCGAUCUGAGCGACGAGCAGGUCACCAUAGCGGGCGGCAAUCUUACCAUCAGCAGCAUCCGAGAGAUCGGAGUGCUUGGCGAGGAGAGCGAGCAGAGAAACGACGUGUGGAGGCCGUAUUAAGAAAAAAAAAGGGGGGGAAAGAUCUGUGUUAAUGUAAUUCAAAUUGUCUGAAUUGCAACGCGCGAGUUUCCGUGUGUGGCGAUGCAAAUUUUAAUUAGUGCUCUAAUUAGUGCGAAAUAUAACAAGGACGGCGGAAGUUGCGCCAAGUACUUUCCGAAGAAAGGCGUGCACGAGACAAUUGCCGCAUGCGCAACAGUGUUUCCUCCGGUCGUCCGCAGUUACGUGAAUUACCGCGUCUGUAAGAAACCCAACUGAAGAACGGUAUCCUCCAUGGUGUUUCGUGGUGAUAACGUGAAAUAUGAAAGUGAAAAUCAUUGACUCAUUCACAUUGAAUGAACGACAAAGGGAGCGCGUGGAACGAACUUUACUAAAAAGACUUUCUCAAUUUAUGAAAAAUCAACCAGUAAUAGAAGAUUUCAUCGAACAAAGCUAAUAAUGAAUGAAGAAUCGUCAUUGUGCGCACAAAAGCGAAGAUACUUCAUCGCGGAUAUAAACUUACUCAUUCAACGUUGAACGUGAAAUCCAAGUAAAACAAUCUCUUCGCCGAGAAAAGAAAAUUUCUUAAAGGACUAGAAAUCUGGUUAAAAUCCAAUGAAACCAAUCAAAAUGAUUGGUGAAUCGUUAUGUGCGCACAAAGCGGAGUCUUCAUCUUCAUUCGAUUGUUUCUUGAGACUAGUUGAGAAUAUCGGAUCACGUGAAUGUCGCUUGAUUCUUGAACGGAGAAGUUAGUCAAACUCUGUAACGUUGUAAAUACACACAUAUUUUCAGAAAUGAAAUAAAUUUGUCCGACAGCUGGUUUCUAAAUCCUUUCUCUUGGCGCGUCGAGAGAUUUCAACGUGGGAAAGAAUUAAAGACAGUUAAACGAGAUUGUUCCUCUCUUAUAUUCAAAAUAUAUCAUGUAAAAAAUAAACUUUUUUAAACUCUU
Molecule: messenger RNA, 3370 nt
Organism: Monomorium pharaonis (pharaoh ant)
Lineage: Eukaryota; Metazoa; Arthropoda; Insecta; Hymenoptera; Formicidae
Product: protein lozenge
Exons: 6
Coding region: 883-2445 (520 amino acids)
Biological process (GO): regulation of DNA-templated transcription
Cellular component (GO): nucleus
Molecular function (GO): DNA-binding transcription factor activity, RNA polymerase II-specific; RNA polymerase II cis-regulatory region sequence-specific DNA binding; ATP binding
Source: RefSeq, a predicted model, not a curated record